UAUAUCCAUUUGGAGAUAUGCCGAAUAAAACGGGGAAAUAUAUAGAAUAUAGAUAACUAAACGCGUAAUUCCGAUAUGAUAUUAUAUUGCACUAAGUCGCCGAGUGGGUACAAAAGGUACGGACUACGGACAGUACGGACUACGGAAUCACUCAUCAGUUCACUUCGACAUGUCUUCGGAUCUUCUGCGUGGCUCGUCAAUGCCGAAUGCAAUUUUAUUUCAGUGUAAAUGCUCUUGUGUUACAGUCCGGGUUUUUAAGUCGAAAUAGUGCCGUGUCGUGUGUAUCGAUUUUUAAAUAAUUUCAAAAAUUUAAAACGUGUUUAUAUACCUACCGUAAUCCAGUUCGCGGCGAUGAUGAAUAUUGAGGAAAUGUGUGUUCAAUAUUUGGGUACCUACAACAUUUCUGGAAAAGAAAGGAGCGGUGAAAAUGGCGAGAAAAGGAAAUAUGAAGGAAGUUUUUGUCAACAAAAAGAUAUUGCAGUGAUGCCCGUAUAGCCACUCGCUCGCUGCGACAAAAAAAAAAACGAAAAUAUCCACCGACUUGUUGUACAACACCACCUUAAGUUGGUCACAGGUUAACCACCGUAGAACCACUCUUACCAUUUUCUCUUAUCACUCACGGACACCCGGGUAUCUAGACACGGUCUUUAUUUUUUCGGGUCAUUUCUUUUGAACUUUUAAGGCAUUCAAAUCCUGGGCUUAAUAUACAAUUUACAAUGCAAAAUUCAAAGCAAAUACCAGAAACCAGGAGAUGUAAACCAGCCAAAUUAUAUGAAAAAUCAUCAUUUGUUGAUAUUUAUGAAGUAUUGCAAUCCUUAAGAAAUGGUGAAGUUUUUUGUGAUAUUAAACUUGAAACAGAUGAUAACAAAAUAAUAUUCGCACAUAAAGUAGUUUUAGCAUCGGCUAGUCAAUAUUUCCAUGCUAUGUUCACAAAAUUUCUAGAAGGGAAUCUUGAUCUUGUAGUUAUAAGACAGAUAGACUCAACCGCUUUACUGCACUUGGUAAAUUUUAUUUAUUCAGGGAAAAUCAUGGUUACUGAAGAAACCGUCCAGGUUUUGUUACCAGGUGCAAAUCUCUUGCAGUUAGAAGUAGUAAAACAGGCAUGUUGUGAUUUUUUACAGACACAACUCUGCCCUGCAAAUUGUAUCGAUAUAAAUGCAAUAGCUAAUUUAUAUAACUGUACGGAAUUGUUAACAAGUUCAGAACAAUAUAUUCAACAACACUAUUCAGAAGUUGUUGGUAGUGAAGAUUUCCUAUCUUUAUCAUCGGCACAAGUAAUUAAGUUGAUCUCCAGUGAUAAACUUAAGGUUUCAUCUGAAGAAAAAGUAUUUGAAAGUGUUAUUCGUUGGGUAAAACAUGAAUUAGGUUCAAGAAAAUGUUUUUUACCCCAUUUACUGGAAUACGUACGUUUACCAUUAACAUCAAAGAACUACAUAAUAGAUAAAGUUGUUGAGGAACCUCUUCUUAAAAAUUGUUUUAAAUGUAAAGAUUACAUAAGUGAGGCAUUAAAUUUUCAUAUACUCAAGGCAGCAGAACUUAUUCCACAAAACAUCCGGCAUCAACCUAGAUAUGGAGAUAAAGUGAUAUUAGUUGAUGGUGGAAUGGAUACUAACGUAAGUAAGGGUAUAGAAUGGUAUGACCCAAAAACGGACCGAUGGCAGUAUGCACCAGAAAUGUUUACAACCCGUGAAGGAGCUGGUCUAGCUGUAGUGAAAGAAAAUUUAGUGUUUGCUGUGGGUGGUGUUGAUAAAAAUCAUGUUGAAACUCUUCGUUCAGUUGCUGUGCUGGAUGUUACUUCAGAAUCACCAUAUUGGAUACAAACAGUUGACAUGAUAGUUAAACGAGAAUAUCCAGUAGUUGGUGUAAUAAACGAUUAUCUAUAUGUCGUUGGUGGAUUUAAUACUGAUGAUGGAGAUUUAAAUAGUGCAGAAAUGUUUGACUACAAUACUCAAGAAUGGAGUAUGAUAUCUAGUUUACCUUUUAUAAGAUGUUCCUUUGGGGCCGGAGUCCUGAAUAAUCUUUUAUACGUGGUAGGAGGAUAUGAUCAAUCAUCACGGGAUUUAGACACUGUUGAAUGUUAUCAUCCCAGUUUUGAUACAUGGAAACCAGUUGCAAAAAUGUCCGUGUGUCGCAGUGAUGUCGGAGUAGGAGUUUUAGAUGGUGUACUGUAUGCUGUAGGUGGUUAUGAUGGAUUGAACUACCUUAGUAGUGUUGAAACAUACAGACCAAGUACAGGAGUUUGGACUUCUAUAACAGAUAUGCAUUUGCCUCGAAGACAUCCUGGAGUAGUUGCAUUAGACGGUUUAUUGUAUGUUGUCGGUGGACUCGACGACUCUCACUUUUUGUAUUCUUCAGAAUUUUACAACCCACAAACCAAUUCUUGGACCAUGGUCACAACAUCAAUGAAUGAUGAACGGAUUCAUGCAGUAGUACUAGCCAUUAAUAGGCCAAGACAUUUUACAACUUGUUAGCAUUCAUGAUGUUUAUUUUAUACAAUUUAUUAAUGUUUAUUAUAUUGUAUUAUAGUAUCAUUAUUGAUUUUCCAUUAA
This is a messenger RNA of Metopolophium dirhodum (rose-grain aphid), 2549 nucleotides long. RefSeq names its product kelch-like protein 2. The coding region runs from base 717 to 2471 and encodes 584 amino acids. NCBI's taxonomy places the organism in Eukaryota, Metazoa, Arthropoda, Insecta, Hemiptera, Aphididae. Gene Ontology annotation, molecular function: protein binding. The record is from RefSeq and is a predicted model, not a curated record. The transcript has 13 exons.